Molecule: messenger RNA, 940 nt
Organism: Ostrinia furnacalis (Asian corn borer)
Lineage: Eukaryota; Metazoa; Arthropoda; Insecta; Lepidoptera; Crambidae
Exons: 3
Coding region: 282-653 (123 amino acids)
Source: RefSeq, a predicted model, not a curated record
ACAUAUAUUACAAAAAGAAGAAACAUUGUGCCCUGCUGUCAAAUAGGGGCCCGCUCAGCAUUAAUCGGGGCAUGCCGUGGGCAUGCCUCGACACCGAUUUUCAGCGGGUCCCUUGACGUUGCUGCGCCCUACCGCCGAAGGAGAAGCACUCCGUAAAGUGCCUGUCUGUCGGCGGGAACCGCAAUAAGGGGGCGGCGAAAAUGUACACCCAUAAAAAACAAACACAAAAAUCAAAUAAAAAAUAAUAAAAACAAAACAACAAAUCAACAAAACCAACAUUUAUGCAAUCCACGACAAAUCAGGGUUUUUACAUUAAUGUUAUCUACGGGUCGAAACCAAGUGGAUUGUAUUGGUAUGAAGUUAAUUACUUACUAUUCGUUGCAGGUGGAGCGCGCGUCGGCCAAAAAUUUCCAGAUGGCGUGGGUUUUAUCACCAUUGUAGGUAACAGGCGUCUUCUCAUGGCCCAUGGAUAUACCUUCUCCCAGACGGCCCUGAACUACUGGUACUGCUCCAAGAAACAGAAAGGCUGCAAGGCGAGGGUCAGCCUGACUGCGGACGAGAAAGAAGUGGCGUCCUGCUGCUUUGAACAUGACCAUCCCCCGCCUGUGUACAAACGCCUUCAAAGUGGGCUGUAUAAAAAGAUGUCCAGUUAAGACGAACAAGAUGAUAAUGACGAAUCUGGCGCAGCGACCCAAAAUACAGAAGUAAAAUUCAUUCAGUUAUCAAAGAAAAAACGCCUGCUGAUGGCCAACAAGUAUACCUUUGCUCAAACGUCUGCGAGACACUGGUACUGCUCCAAGAGGCUGAAAGGCUGUGAAGCGAGGAUCUUCCUCAACAAAGACGAGACUGAAGUGGUGUACAGCAAAAAUGACCAUAACCAUAAACCCCCAGUGUAUUGUCAGAUGAAUUCUGGUUACUACAUGAAGAUUACCAGUUGAUU